This is a messenger RNA of Didymosphaeria variabile, 921 nucleotides long. RefSeq lists its product as uncharacterized. The transcript has a single exon. The record is from RefSeq and is a predicted model, not a curated record. Bases 1 to 921 code for a protein of 306 amino acids. Gene Ontology annotation, molecular function: 2-oxoglutarate-dependent dioxygenase activity. NCBI's taxonomy places the organism in Eukaryota, Fungi, Ascomycota, Dothideomycetes, Pleosporales, Didymosphaeriaceae.
AUGCGCUACGUCGCUCGCAACCGCCCCUUCGUCGUCCGAAAGGCCGCCUCCUCUUGGCCCUCCCACAAGAAAUGGAAUGCCGCCUACCUAGAAAGCGUCAUACGCUCCUCCCCCGUCAACGUCGCAAUCACACCCCACGGAAACGCAGACUCCAUCCUGCACCUCCCAGACUCCAGCGCCCUCUUCGUAAAGCCAUUCGAGACCACUCUCCCAUUCUCUAUCGCGCAGUCGAACAUCCGUGCCCAGGGAGUUGACGACACGUGGAAUGACUCGACAUAUUAUCUGCAGACGCAGAACGACAAUCUGAGAGGGGAGUAUGCAACAUUAUUCAAGGACGUACCAGCGAGCAUACCCUGGGCUCGCAUAGCCCUCGAUCAAGACCCCGACGCUAUAAAUUUCUGGCUCGGCAACAGCGCGAGCACGACUGCGCUGCACAAAGAUAACUACGAGAAUGUAUACGUACAAGUGCUCGGCAAGAAGCAUUUUGUGCUGUUGCCGCCAGUGGAGGCGCCGUGUGUCAACGAGAAGGCAGUCCUGGCUGCGACGUAUGGGAACGAUGGGCCGCCGGACUCGACUUUACAUUUGAAAAAGGAUAUGGUUGUGAAGAUCGAUGGAGCGGAAGAAGGAGAGGAGGGGCAGUAUGUCCCCUUUGCAACGUGGGAUCCAGAUAGACCUGAAGAACACACGACGCCGUUCUCAAGGUAUUCGCAAGCGCUGAGGGUGACGCUUGAAGAGGGGGAUAUGCUGUAUUUGCCGGCGCUGUGGUAUCAUAAAGUGGGUCAAAGCUGUAAUGCUGAAGGGCUGUGCUGCGCUGUGAAUUAUUGGUAUGAUUUAGACUUUAGCGGUGGUUUCUGGGCAACUAGCUCGUUCGUGCGCGGCGUGGGGUUGAUUGAGCAGCAGGGACGAAGGGGGAAUGCGUAG